GUCUUCUGCAACCCUUUUUGAACCGGGCUUCCGAUCCGCUUCCGGGCACCGCGGGGCCCCAUGGGCGGUGGCAGUUCCACCGGCGCCUCCUACGCCACCGCGGCGCCCGCGCCCGCGGAAGCCGCGCCGCUGCCCAACGCUUCGUCCUCGGCGUCCUCGGGGUCGGUGCUGGGCAAGGGCGCUGAAAGGAGGGUGGAGGCCGUUGCUUCUACCAGAGCCACUAGCUCCGCCAGUGGCGCAGCUGAAAGUCACUCAUGGCAUGGCACGCAGGAUGGCCGGAUCCGAGAGAAGCUGAUGCAGGCCAUCCGCUUUCGGAAGAAGUACCUCCACCAGGCGGCCGUGGUGCCGCCGGUGGACCCUGCAGCUGACACGACACGCGCGACGCUGGCCGCGGGGAAGGUCAUGGUCAUGGUCGAUGGCGUGGCCGAAAUCCCAGGCCUGGAGCUACCUGCCGUUCCCAGCAGACAUGACUUCAAGCAGGAUCUCAUCGCCUUGUGGAAGAUUGUCAAAGAUCCGGAGUGCAAGAGCACAGCCAUGAACCGCCUUGAGAGGCUUAGCGUUUCUUUCCAAAGCUAUGACCUCGAGCAGGCCGAGCAAGAACGUCAUGAUGCUGCAGAGAUCAUGGGAGAUCUCUACUCGGUCAUGAAGGUGGACAACCACAUUCAUUUGGCCGCUGCCAUGACGCCUCGCAUGCUGUUGGCGUUCAUUAAAGAGAAGUUGCAAAAGGAGCCCGAGCGCGAAGUGAUCAAAGGCAAAAGCUUGAAGAAACUCAUCAUGGAAGCGGUGAACUUCGACGAGACCUCGCCAGGUGGCGGCGCUCGUGAAUUGGAUGAAGAGCGCCUCGAUUCGUGCCUCCAUGUGGACGCUUUGAGGACCGUGGCCGAUGAUCACUUCUACCAUCGCUUCGACAACUUCAACGACGCCUAUAGCCCCCUGGGCUGCGCGCACUUGCGGACGGUCUUUCUGAAGAGCUCCAACCACAUUCAGGGCGCCUACUUCGGCGAGCUGGCCAAGGCGGUGAUCGAGAGCUAUGAACAGAACGACACCUACGCGGAGAUGCGCUUGUCGAUCUACGGAAAAAACCUGCGGGAGUGGGAUGAUUUGGCGAAAUGGCUGAAGGCCAACGACCUUCACUCGUCACCGGCCACUUCCAGGAACCUCUGGAUGAUCCAGAUCCCACGGGUCUUUGGAGCAUUCCACAAGGGUGGAUUGAUCAGCAACUUCGAAGAGCUCUUGAACAACAUCUUUCAGCCGCUCUUCGAGGUGGCCUUGGAUCCAGACACACAUCCGGAGCUGGCUGAGGUGCUUCCAGCCAUUACCGGCGUGGACAGCGUGGACGAUGAGAGCGUCCCAGACCAGCUUUGUGCCCGACGCUCUCAGCUCUAUGGAGAACACGUCCUGCCGCCCCACGAUGGUGACGUGCUGCGACCGCAGCUGUGGGCGGUGAGUGAGAACCCGCCCUAUUCCUAUUACUCGUUUUACAUCUAUGUGAACUUGUGCAGGUGGAACCACCUCUGCCAACUGCUGGGGCGUCCCUGGCAUUUGACCUUCCGACCUCAUGCCGGAGAGGCGGGUGAGGUGCACCACUUGGCAACCACGUUCCUCUUGGCCGACGGCAUCAACCAUGGUGUGAAUCUCCAGCACAGCCCGGUGUUGCAGUACUUGUACUUCAUCACGCAGAUUGGUAUCUCUGUGUCGCCCCUGUCCAACAACUCGCUCUUCCUGAAGAUGAGCAAGAACCCCUUCCCGGACUUCUUUCAGCGUGGGCUGAAUGUGACCUUAUCAACGGAUGACCCAUUGAUGUUCCAUGCCACCAAGGAGCCCUUGCUGGAAGAGUACACCACGGCUCGCUCCAUCUUCGGCCUCUCGAUGACGGACAUGUGCGAAAUCGCCGCCCACAGCGUGAAGCAAAGUUCCUUCGCGCCACGAGGCCAACCAUCGGGCCGAGUACAGGGCUUGUCGAGGGAUUGGGCCAUGGACCCGCGCCUGUCCAACAUCCCACAGCGGCGCUUGAACUACCGGCGGAGGUGCUUAGCGCGGGAGCUGCGGUUCCUGCAAUUUGGCCUGCUGCCAGCCGCAGAAGUGCCAGACGUUCCGGAGAAGGAUUUGGAGCUGGAGUGGUCGAAGCUGGACUUCUGAGCCGGGCGAAGUGCUUUCGCGAGCUGCCCAAGCGCCCCAGUCCACUGCGGGAGCGGUCUCCGCCGUCGAAUUGGCCGGUGCGGCCGAAGAAGCCGGAAGAAUCCAUUCAUGGGAGGUUUGACA
This is a messenger RNA of Durusdinium trenchii, 2262 nucleotides long. Lineage: Eukaryota; Dinophyceae; Suessiales; Symbiodiniaceae. The record is from the annotation of a GenBank genome assembly.